AUGACAUCGUACGAUAACGUGAACGGGUUCCUAGUUCCAAGCGAUGACGAGUUCCUUAUGAUGAAUGAUUCCUACGCAAAAAGAUUACGAACGUUCGAAGAUUGGCCUUUGCGAUCGUUUUUAGCGCCUCAUAUUUUAGCGGAAUGUGGAUUUUAUUACACCGAUUAUAUGGAUCGAGUCGAAUGUUCCGCGUGUUCAAUACGGCUACAGGACUGGGAAGAAAGCGACGCCGCCAACGUCUGGUUGAUACACGUUAAAGCGAAUCCAUUAUGUAACCAUUUAUUAUGCUACAAAGGACUUGAGUGGAUCAGAGAGCAAAUAAGUCGCCCGACGCCCGUAUCGUUCAGGCACGAUUGUAGAGGGAACAAUUACGAUGAGAUGUUCGACUUUAACUAUUGUAGCAGCGAUUUGAAAGUGUACGAGUUUUCACCUGUAUGCGUCAGAUGCCAACGCAACUAUUUGAGAUGCCGUUUCCUACCGUGUGGACACGAACCUUGUUGUAUCUAUUGUAGUCCUAAUGUACGAUGUUGUCCUGUAUGUAAAUGCCCAAUUAGCUUUAAAAUAAAUGUUACCGAAUCGUUGGAGAACGCAUUAACGAAGUAG
This is a messenger RNA of Ceutorhynchus assimilis (cabbage seed weevil), 603 nucleotides long. The record is from the annotation of a GenBank genome assembly. NCBI's taxonomy places the organism in Eukaryota, Metazoa, Arthropoda, Insecta, Coleoptera, Curculionidae.